Molecule: messenger RNA, 726 nt
Organism: Theileria annulata
Lineage: Eukaryota; Apicomplexa; Aconoidasida; Piroplasmida; Theileriidae
Product: vesicle trafficking protein-like 1, SEC22 homologue, putative
Exons: 3
Coding region: 1-726 (241 amino acids)
Biological process (GO): vesicle fusion with Golgi apparatus; endoplasmic reticulum to Golgi vesicle-mediated transport; retrograde vesicle-mediated transport, Golgi to endoplasmic reticulum
Cellular component (GO): endoplasmic reticulum membrane; ER to Golgi transport vesicle membrane; SNARE complex
Molecular function (GO): SNAP receptor activity
Source: RefSeq, a predicted model, not a curated record
AUGGCAGAUAUAGUUGUUUUGUGCCGAUCGUCAGAUGGGCUGCCCCUGGUUGAGAUUUGGAAUGAUCGUAAUUUUGAUACCUCAGUUAAUAAUCAAAACACCAAGAAAGUUGAUUUUCAGACAAUAAAAAUGAACUCUCGCAUGAUCUGUAGAAGAGUAGGUUCAACGGAUUCGAAAUGUUCAGUAAUAGAAGGGGACAUGUCAUACCAUUACAUAGUAGAAGACGGAAUUUGUUACAUGUGCAUAGCUCCAUCAAACCACCCUAAGAAAAUACUAUUUCUCUUUCUCGCACAGAUUUGUAAGGCGUUUACUGAGGAAGUUUUAAACCAAUUUGGAAAUCAACACACCAGUGUCACAUCAGCAGUAGCAUCAGUCAAAAAGCCAUACCAUUUUAUAGGAUUCGAUAGAGUGAUAUAUAAAAUAAAGAAUGAAUUAAAUAGUCCAAAUUCACUAAAGUCACUCAAUAUGAUCAACGAUAGCCUAAACGAAGUAACUAAUAUUAUGAAGAAGAAUAUUGACGAAAUAUUGUCGAGAGGAGAAAACCUGGAAGAUAUCGGAAGAAUGGCUGACGGACUCAAGCAACAAACACUAAAAUUUAGACUUUCAUCGAAAAAAUUAAACCGUAAUUAUUUAAUAAGGAAAUUCUCAAUGAUGGCAAUAGGAAUCUUGAUUAUUGUAUUAUUUUUAUAUUUUGUACUUUUCAAGUCCAAUAAAAAAAUCGAAUAA